AGUCCUUUAAUGGACUUGUUCUCAAGUAGUGCCAAAUUUCUCCGCCAAUUAUCUGGCAACAAAGGUGGCCAAGGAUCCACCAUUUCCCAGAUGGACUCCACAGAACCAGUAUCAUGUCAAAUCCAAAAAGUAUGCAGAACUGCACUGUUAGCACAGAUUACCAUGAGCAUGGUAUUUAAACAGGACAAUGGGGUCUUUGUGUUUGUUAAUGUAUACAUGGUGUAUGUGUCACAUGUGCAAAUCCGCACACUGACUGAAAGGUUUAAUGUUCUUUUUCCACAUAAUGCCAUGAUACCAAAUGUGUUGCAGACUCUUUUCCGGUUUCAAGCAGAAAAAUCCAGACAAAACGCUCUGACAUAAAAUAAACUCAGUCAAAAUCGGCUAUUGUAUAGAAUGCUGGGAAGAUCCCCCCAGAGUUGGCCAUUUCAAUUUACAAUGGUGUAUAAUACAGUCCAAUUACCUAAUCGGUUUGUACCUUGUUUAGAUGCCUUUAAUGGUCCUGUACUUUGGCUGACAAUAAUCCAUUGGUAUUCCACACAGAAGUCCUAGACUAAAUUACAGUGCUGUAAAAAAGCUAAUUAUCAUACUGCUGAGUCUUACACUAAGCCCCAAAGAUUGUUAUAAUGAUCUCAGCUAUUAGAAUCAAGCAGCUAGGUUUUUAGGACGUCAGCUAGGGUUCAUACAGGUCACAUUGGAAUCUGGAGUGCUGAACCAUAUUUUAUACUUGAAUGUAAACACAAAGGAAAUGUUUCAUGAAAAAUAGACUCUACAGUGCAACUAAGGUUAGGAAUAUAUAACACAAGGCAGAUUCAAUACAUAUCUAGAUAAACAAUCAGUGAUUUAAUUAAAAAAAACAUUUAUGGGCAGAAUGAUUCGAUUCAGUAUCAGAGCGAUAUGAUUCUCAAUAUGAUUCUGGGAAGAGAAAUGUAAUGGAAGAUAUUUGCACAUGUGUGAACCAUCGUGCACCUUGACUUGACUGAACCAAUUCUAUAAAAUGAUAUUUAUCUGACAUUAUUUUCAAACAUGUGCAGUUGCUUUAUGGUAUUGUAAUUUUUUUUUUUAAAUCUAUCCAUCAUCUGUCCAUCCAAUCAAUCCAUUUUCUGUACCGCUUAUUUUCAAUAUGGCCGCGGGUGUGCUGGAGCCUAUCUGUCAUGGGAGAAUUACCAUCACCACAACAAGUAGGAAGUCUAGAGACAAUAGACACGGACACCAAAGGCAAGAUUCUGGCCAGGAGCGAUGAAGCCACAACCUGGGACGUAUUCCAAGAAAUCACAGAGAUCUUCAUUUUGCUUCCUGCCAUGUUGGGCAUGAAGGGAAACCUGGAAAUGACGCUUGCUUCUCGACUGUCAACGGCUGUAAAUGUGGGAAAAAUAGAACUUGCAAAUGAAAAGUGGACGCUGAUCAUUGGCAACCUGGGGCUCAAGCAGCUACAAUCGACUGUUCUGGGCCUUUUAGCAUCCCUAAUGGCUAUCGUUUUGGGCUGGAUUGCCGAUGGAAGGUUACCAUUGGAUCACGUCGGCCUUCUGUGUUCAACCAGUGUUUGUACCACAUUUGUGGCUUCACUGUUCCAGGGUAUUAUAAUGGUGGGACUGAUUAUCGGCUCAAAGCGAAUUGGGAUCAACCCUGACAAUGUGGCCACACCCAUUGCAGCCAGCUUUGGAGACCUUAUCACUUUGGCCUUACUGGGCUGCUUCAGUCAGUGGUUCUACUCCUUCAUGGACUUGUAUUCGUAUGUGUUGUACCUCUUGGACCUGUUUUUGUUGUGCCUGAUACCUCUUUGGAUUGUGAUCUCCUCCAAACAUGCCGCGAGUCGGCUCCUACUCCGGACUGGGUGGGAACCAAUCAUCACAGCAAUGGUCAUCAGCAGUAUGGGUGGACUUAUUCUUGACAAGACUGUGUCAGACCCUAACUUGGCUGGAAUCAUACUUUAUGCCCCAGUUAUCAAUGGCAUUGGAGGAAACCUUGUCUCCAUACAAGCGAGCCGCAUUUCCACACAUUUGCAUUUGAAUUUCUCAUCUGGAAAGGUUCCUGAAGAUCGUAGGAGAUGCCAGCAACCGUGUGGCACCUUCUUUGGUUCAGCAGGACCAAAUCACAAAUCUGCAAAAGUCCUGCUUCUUAUGGUCAUCCCGGGCCAGCUGAUUUUCUUAUACGUUAUUCAGCUGCUAAAAGGGGCCCACACGAUGCCCAGUCCUCUUUUCACUGUCGCGUUUUUGACUGCUUCCUUGAUUCAGGUCUUUACCUUGCUGUGUAUAGCUGACUGUGUGGUCCACUGUUUGUGGCGGCGGGGUAAAGACCCUGACAGUUACUCAAUACCCUAUCUCACAGCUCUUGGUGAUCUUUUGGGGACUGCUCUUCUCUCCCUUACCUUCCUUUUGCUUUGGUGCAGUGGAGAUGUUGGCGGAGUAUAAAUUCAAGAGGAAUGUGAUACAACUGAAAUGGGUGUGUUUCAAUAUGAGACUUAAAAAAAAAACCUGUUGUAUAGUUUGUAAGAUUCUGACAGCAUAGAGUUGGACAGACAAAAACCUACAGAUGCACACACAGAUGCACAUUUAAAUAGCAGACAAAUCUAGUCCAAAUAAACAUUAAAUGCUGUUUUCAAAUGAUGAUUUUAUUUAUUAAUGGAAAAAAUAUUUCACAUUAGCAUUAUGUAAUAGUAAUGUGUUUUCAUGUUACAAAAUGCAAUCAAAGGAGUUCCGCCUAUUUGAUAACACCACACUGUGUGUGCCUAAAGAAUUUGAGUCAUUUUGAUGUCAGCUACUAAAGUAGCAAAGGUUACAGCAUUGAGUAAUGUUUUACAUACAGUGAAGAAAAAAAGUAUUUGAAGAGCCUCCUAUAUUGGAAGUUCUCCCACUUAGAAAUCAUGGAGGGGUCUGAAUUUUUCAUCGUAGCUGCAUGUCCGCUGUGAAAGAGAUAAUCUAAAAAGAAAAAUCCAGAAAUCACAAUGUAUGAUUUUUAAACGAUUUAUUUGUGUGAUACAACUUCAAAUAAGUAUUUGAACAACUGAUAAAAACAAUGUUAAGAUUUGGGACUGUAGCCUUUGUUUGCAAUUACAGAGGUCAAACGUUUCACCAGGUUUGCACAUACUGCAGGAGGGAUUUUGGCCCACUCCUCCACACAGAUCUCUAGAUCAGACAGGUUUCUGGGCUGUCACUGAGAAAAAGAGUUUCAACUCCCUCCAAAGAUAUUCUAUUUGGUUUAGGUCUGGAGACUGUCUAGGCCACGCCAGAACCUUGAUGUGCUUCUUAUAAAGCUACUUCUUGGUUUUCCUGGCUGUGCGCUUCAGGCCAUUGUCAUGUUGAAAGACCCAGCCAUGACCCAUCUUCAAUGGUCUGACUGAGGGAAAGAGGUUGUUCCCCAAAAUCUCACAAUACAUGGCCGCGGUCAUCCUCUCCUUAAUACAGUGCAGUCGUCCUGUCCCAUGUGCAGAAAAACACUCCCAAAGCAUGAUGCUACCACCCCCAUGCUUCACAGUAGGGAUGGUAUUCUUGGGAUAGAACUCAUCAUUCAUCUUGCUCCAAACACGAUUAGUGGAAAUAUGACCAAAAAGUUCCAUUUUGGUCUCAUCUGACCACAAAACCUUCUCCCAUGACUCCUCUGUAUCAUCCAAAUGGUCAUAGGAAAAAUUAAGAAGGGCCUUGAUGUGCUGGUUUAAGCAGGGGAACCUUCUGCGCCAUGGAUGAUUUCCAACCAUGACGUCUUAGUGUAUUACCAACAGUCACUUUGGAAACGGUGGUCCCAGCUCUCUUCAAGUGAUUGACCAAGUCCUGUCGUGUAAUCCUGGGCUGAUUGCUCAUCUUUUUAAGGAUCAUUGAGACCCCACGAGGUGAUAUCUUGCAUGGGGCUCCACUCCGAUUGAGAUUGACCGUCAUGUUUAGCUUCUUCCAUUUUCUAAUGAUUGCGCCAACAGUGGACCUUUUUCACCCAGCUGCUUGGAGUUGAACAAUUUUGUCUGUGGUGUCUUGGGACAGCUCUUUGGUCUUGGCCGUGUUACAAGUUUGAGUCAUACUGGAUUGUAUGGGGUGGAGGGGUGUCUUUAUGCAGCUAACGACCAGCUAAACAGUUAAAUCUGACUCAGGAUAAUGCAUGGAGUGGAGGUGGACUUUUAAAGCCGGACUAACAGGUCUUUGAGGGUCAGAAUUCUAGCUGACAGACAGGUGGUCAAAUACAUAUUUGCACCUGUAUCACACAAUUGUUAAAAAAAUCAUAUGUGUUUUCUGGAUUUUUCUUUUUCAUUAUCUCUCUCACAGUGGACAUGCACAUACGAUGAAAAUUUUAUACCCCUCCAUGAUUUCCAAAUGGGAGAACUGGCAAUAUAGCAAGGUGUUCAAAUACUUAUUUUCUUCACUGUAAUUCAGUAAAAGCAGAAGUAGGAAACCACAAGAGGAAAUGUGACAGUUAAAAAGAACAUGUGAGUGAGUGACAAAUGUUCCAUUGAGCUGAAAGCCAGGUUAAGUCAAUUGGGGAAAAUAGAGAAGUGUUUUCCUUGUUUUGUGGAGGUAAUGCAGAAGUGAAAUGAGAGUGUGAAUCAGAAGGCGACUUACAGUUAAGAAAGGAAACUCAGUUUAGAAUAUAGGAGUUUUGGAAACUAUAUAAGAGUUUAGCAGUAGGCAGGAGUUUUGAGUAAUUCAGUUCCUCCAUGUAUGUCUGCUGGGUAGAGUCAGAGACUUAGUUAUUAUCCCAGAAUAAUGCAGUACAAUAAAUGGUAAAGGCUAUUCUUGCCUUUCCCCUCUUCCCAUCAAAUGUACACACAGAGGACUGCCAGAGGGAGGUAAGGUUUCUUCUUAACUGAAUUGAGUACCAUAAUUUCUCGAGUAUAUUGCAUCCUGAAGUAUAAUGCGCACCCCCAAAGUUGACCUAAAAAAAAUCAGGAAAACCCUUCUACCAAUGUACAAUGCACACCACCAGUUUGCUGCUAUCCCUAAACUCAAAAUUAGGAGUUAUCUGUAUUUCUAUUUUUGCUAGGUUUAUACUUUUAUUGUUUGUACUUAUAUUGUUUUUCAAAAAUUGUCCGUACAACAAUCAUUAAUAAUAAUCUUUGUGCAUGUACUAAUGCAGUGGUAAUAUAUAUCUCAGGACAGGCCACAGGACAUGCUUGUUCUGGACCCUGCAAUUGUUAGAACAGAAUCCCUCAACCAACUAAAAUAAAUGCUCAACAAUGGCAUAACAUUUUAUUAAUACUGUUGAUAACACAUAUUACAGUCUUAAACUAUUUAAUACUGUUUAACAUAAACAAUUUUUGCAUUAAAUAUUUGUGCAUAAAACAUUUGUGUGUGGUGCAGUUCAUCCUCUACAUUACACAUCCUUGGCCAAGACUUAAAAAAAAGCUUCUGACUCAUCUGAAUCUGAAAUCUGAAAAAUAUCCAUCGUGGCUACCUUUGGUGUGGAACUCAUUAUUGGUCCAGUUCUGAUGCCUCCUGCAUUCAUGAACAGUGAUCCCAUCUUGCUCCCACAUGUCAUCCUCUGUGCCAUUCAUGGCGUUAGUGAGGAAACAUUUUUAGAAUCCCAAGAGUCUUGGUUCCCUUUAUUUCUCAUUAUUGUCAGUGCUUUGAGUGUAAGGUCCACCAUGCUAACAGCGGAGCCUCUUGUCCCCGUAGCGUCAGGUUGCGAUCAAAACGAAAGCUCAAACUACAUAGAAAUUAACGUAAUGGGCAGUUUUUAAAAAGGUGAGCAUAUCAAUUGUGUGCCCUAUUAGAAUUAUUGCUUUAUCAUGCAUUUGUUUCCAUCAUCUUUGCCUGACUCAUUUUCUUUGCGAGCGGCUGUGUGACCCAGAGUGUGACCCAGCGACUCAUGGAAAGGGGACACCCCCUUGCUGACUUCAAAGCAGAUACUCCUCAAUGCCAAAUUCAAGACCUCUUCUGUCCCUAAUUAUUUGCACAUUUAGUCCAGCGAUUGGGUGUGAACCUGACAUGCGCUAUCCCAUUUUUUUUCUUUUUUUAAACAAUCAGUCAUACUACGUAGCUUCAGCUUACAUUGCUUUUCUUCCAGUUUGGUCGUGUCAUCGGCAGGAGCGAUGACACAUUUCUUUUAAAACCAGCUGCACAACUAGCCCUUGUCAAGAUUUUUUGUCUUUGUUUAAGUUAAAACAAACUCAGGGUCAGUU
This is a messenger RNA of Syngnathoides biaculeatus (alligator pipefish), 6100 nucleotides long. It is a transcript of the gene slc41a2a, whose product is annotated as solute carrier family 41 member 2a. Gene Ontology annotation, cellular component: plasma membrane. Gene Ontology annotation, molecular function: monoatomic cation transmembrane transporter activity. Gene Ontology annotation, biological process: monoatomic cation transport. Lineage: Eukaryota; Metazoa; Chordata; Actinopteri; Syngnathiformes; Syngnathidae. The transcript has 10 exons. The record is from RefSeq and is a predicted model, not a curated record. Bases 1152 to 2408 code for a protein of 418 amino acids.